CGCUUGGAAUUUCGCAUUCUGAUAAUAUCGCCGAAGAAGACGAGCAGUAGUGUUGAACCGAGGUAUCAAUGUGUAAACAUUAGCAACCUGUGAGACUCUUGCGUCGCUGGGAUGAAAACCUAAGGUAAAACCCAUAAACACGUCUCUAGUUUUCAAAUAGUUGUUACAAAUAACAUUGUUUAAAUCAUCAGGGGCGUUGACAAGUUGGUUUAGGUUCCAAUUCAUGACAUGAAAACCUGGUUUGUGAUCAGAUACUGAGAUGGGCUUUAAAGGGGUUAUAGAAAACCCUGCACCGCCAGCUCUCUCAAAGAACGAGUUUGUUGUUUGAAAAGUGUUUUAUUCAGUUCUGUCGACUCAGUUUACAUUUUUCAUUUGUGGUGUUUGGGGACUGUGGAUUGCCUCUCAGUUGCUAGCGUUAGCACACAGCGUCCUUAGGCAUCGUCAUUAGGCAUAUCUUCCCUUGUAGAUAACUCAAAGAUUUACUUUUGAUACACGAAUUUUCCCCCAAAACAUAAAUUUUACUAUACUUAGUCCUUUUAUGUAGUUUUAUCUCUCAGUGGGACUUCAUUCUUGUCAUGACCGUAGUAAUCGAUCUGAGCUAACAAGCUAGCUGACUUCGUAUCCGGUGUUUCGCUGUAACGAGUGACCGUGUUAACUGGCGUCUCUCGGCCAAGUAUAGAAAUAGUUAAACGACACACAAAAGCGAAUACCCAAUUCUUUCCUGGACGCCUUUCGGAGGAGAGGCAAAACGUCUCCAAGAACAAGUCCAGUUGCCCUUUCAACGACGAAUGGGACUACUGUGACCCAAAUGAAUAAAAACCUACAUUCGCACAAACACGAAUAGAAUUCAGUUAUAUCUUUCAUUAUAACGUCAAAUUAAACUCCCCGAAUGUGCCAUGAAUAAAAAUCAAAGUAUUCACGAGUAAUAAAUUCACACGAAGCCUAUAUUUGAAUCAACUGUGGGCUCAAUUCGCAACUUACUGUGGUCACUCAUUUACUCGGAACACCUGAUGUGUCUGUCUCGCUAUCUGUUGGGGUUGCUAAAUGACACUUGACCUGCAGUAUUUUUUGUUACUGGUGCAAAGAAUGUAGCUGAAGUUAUUUAAAUAAACCUUUGUUGUUAUAAGGAGUGAAAGAUGUUAUAUUCGGAAGUUAAUGUUUGUCAGUUAACAUUUCAGUGGUCUUACUGAUGGCGUACAAGAGUAUUCAUUUAACUGUCCCGUUUCCUCUCUAAUUGAUCCAGAUCUGUGAGGAAAUUAGGAGUUACUACUUUAAGGCUGAUGCAGUCUGGAAACUCAGCUGCACAGAGCUGCAGCAUGCAGUCAUGGCUGAUUACCAAUCUCAAAGACUGUAACUGUUGUUUUAAAAUAAAUUCAAUAGGGGUUUGGAGAGCCACAGCCUUUAAUAGAAUAUAGAAACAGGCUUUAUUCCAUUCACACACCCAUAACUUAACCAAGUUUAGUUUGCAUUUCAUUUUCUGCACAUAUCUCAAGACAAAGUCAGGGAUAGUUUCACAAAGUGCUUUAAUUUCAGUGUAAUUCUGAGUCCUAUAAAAGUUGCACCAUAUUUCUGUGUUUCCAGUGUUGGUGUAUAAUGUCCUGUGCAGUGCCAGUCCUGUAUGGUUAAUGCUGCCUUUGUGGAGCUUGUUUGCACAAAAAAACUUAUUUUCUGCUAACAGUAGUAGCUGUGUUUUAAGCUUUGCUGUCGUUCUUGCCGGUGCCUUGGAUUUGGUUGAUUAUAUAACAGAAAAGCGCAGCACCUGUUUGACAACAACUGGAUAUUGUAAACUUGAGGGUUCACUUCAGGGCAAUGGUAUUUGAUUGAAUGAAACAGGACAGGUGUGUGUCUGUUUUUAUAUGUUCUGCACACAGUGUGAAAAAAACUUUUAAAUCUGAGUACAGACUCGAUAAAGAGAUUCCUUCAAAUCUAAAGGUUAAUCUGUAAACUGUGUUUCCUCAAGAAAAAAAUAUCCUCAUUUUAGGAUGUUGCUCUCAUCAGCACAGCAAAAGGAAACGUAUAUCUCGACACAAGUUUACAGGAAUUAUUCCCACAUGGUCAGUGUCAGUAUAUCAUGUUUUUGUGCAUCAAAAACUACAUAUUCCACCAGGAAAUUACAAAGGAGACUCUUGAAAAGACUGUGACAGGUGGACCAUAAAGAGACUGACUUUUUUUUUUAUCAUCUUUUUAGGUCAACCUCAACUUGUGGGACCAAAUAUUGAUCUUCAGUGCAUGGACGCAAAGCCAAUGCGCAGGUAUGUGUGAUUUCAGUGUUUAAAGGACUCUUUUCAUGCUACUUCUGCCGGAGGACAUUAUUGUAUAAGGGACAGGUCACAUAAACAAGUGUGAAAGAUCUUGAAAUGGAAAUUUCACUUCUUUUAAAACCUACAGUCCUCUGGUUUUAAAGGUAUUUUCUAGUCUAGAUGUUUUUGAAUUCGUGCAGUUUAUUGCUCCCUUCAGCAGCCAUGAAACAGGCUGUAAGUGUUAUCUCUUCAAGCAAAUGUGUCAAAACUAAGUACACCCGCUGUAAGUGCUUCUUUGGACUUAAAAGGCUUCCUAGUUAAACAAAAUGUCACACAACAUUGCUAGAAAUAUCUAUCUAGAGAUACAUUAUUGUCAAGAAUGCCACCCUUUUUAUUAAACAGAGUGCUGAUUUUAAUGUGGGCAGAUCUAAAAGAACAACAACAAAAAGUCAACCACAGGUCAACUGGAGAGACAAAAUUACUUGUGUUUAUCAUGCUAUUGAUUCAGUCUGAAGAAUAUCGUUGUCUUCUUUACAGCCAGUAAACAAAGUUUCCUCUAAUUCAGAUAUACCAGGGCUCUACACUAGGGAUGGGCAAUAAAUAAUUGCUCACAAUUUAUCGUCAAAAAAAUCCUCCAUGAUAAAUAUUUACCAUCUCAUGAUAAAUACGAUAAAUGCUUGAUGAUGACGUAAGUGCGAGUGACUGACUCGCAGCCAUAGCCCACACAGAACAGAAUAACAAACAAACAUGGCCAUGCAUGCUGAUGAAGUGUUGUCGGCAUACUGUUGUUUUAUGUAAAGUAAAGAUGGACGGUGACUCAAGUUAUCGUAUCUGUAAAAUAUUUGACUGUGAAUAUGAAGUUUGUCUGCAGCAAGCAGUGGCCAACCAGACAGGUAAUUUCUUAUCUAUACAGUGCAUCCGGAAAGUAUUCAUACCACUUCACUUUUUCUACAUUUUGUUAUGUUACAGCCUUAUUCCAAAAUUGAUUAAAUUCCUUUUUUCCCUUAAAAAUUCUACACAAAAUACCCCCUAAUGACAAAGCGAAAAACUUUUUUUUAGAACAUUUUGCAAAUUUAUUAAAAAUAAGACACUCAAAUGUUGCAUAUACAUAAGUAUUCACACCCUUUGCUAUAAAACUCAAAAUUGAGCUCAGGUGCAUCCUGUUUCCACUGAUCAGCCUUGAAAUGUUCCUCCAACUUGAUUGCAGUCCACCUCUGGCAAAUUCAGCUGAUUGGACAUCAUUUGGAAAACACACCUGUCUAUAUAAGAUCCCACAGCUGACAGAGCAUGCACUGUAUAUAAUUUUAAAAGAAGAUACCCGCUUUUCUUCAUCAGUGCCAUUCGGGUUUUGAAUUAUGUGAAUGGGGGAUCCUCGUUCACUGUGUUAUAGGCUAUGUGUGCAGAGUGUGAGUUUGUGAGAUGUAUCCAAUGUAAAGCGCUUUUAGGGUCUCUGAUAAAGCGCAAUAAAUAUCUGAUUUAUUAUUAUAAUUAUUAUUAUUGUUAUCGUUAUUAUUAUUAUUAUCAUUAUUAUUAUUGUUGUUAUAAUUACGUUAUAUCUCAUUUUUUGUGUGAGCUGGCACAACACUGCUGUCUAAGUCAUUGUGGUUGAAAGCAGCCCUGUUUUUUUUCGUCACCUGCUGCUCGGCCAGUGUCUGUCUUUUUCAUCAUCACUAGGCCCGCCAUCUGAUUUGGCACAUCUUAUGUUGGCUCUCUCUCUCUCCACCAUAUGUAGAUUAAUGUUAAUUCAAUAAACAAUGUACUUAUAGAAAGCUAACUACUUAGCUGUGUGUCCUGUAUUGCUGUGAGUGAUAUGCACUCAUAAGCCAGACCAAUUUCCUGACUUCCCAAAACGUAGUCCUGACUUUGUAAUUAGUAGGCUAAAGGUCCUUACACACCGGGGCUGACACGAAUAUAGAACGUGAAAUCAUGAAAUAUUUUGAGGCAAAUUUUGACAUGCCUGACUAUACACAUCAAGCCCGAUGCGAUUUUGCGACUUUCCGGGGGGUAAAAGACGCAUCCCGGGAAGACUUUUCUAGGGGAAAGUCCUGCCUCCUUCACCUCUGAUUGGCUAGAAAAGCUGGAAACAUCGUCACACGCUCAAGCCAAACGGUCAGCACUUAGAGCCAAUCAGAAGCGAAGGAGGGCGGGACCUUCCCUUAAUAACCAGCGUCCCGACUGGAAGCAGAAGGACAAAAAUGGAGUCUACUUCAGCUUCAUGUGAUGGCAAAUUGGUACUCCUUUUGCUUUCUCAAAAGAAAAAGAAACGUAGCUCAUGGGUGCAUCCAAUAUUACAAAAAAGAAGAGAACUUGGUGAGUUUCACUGCUUGUUUGAGGAGCUGAAACUGUACCACGGUCGCGGAUUGUUUUUAGUUCUGAUUAGACAGAACUACUAGUGUUGAGAUGGCUUUCUGUCAUGAUAGCAAAUACUGAGUUGGGGCCAGUACCAGAUAAGCACAUGAAACUAUGGUAACAACCGUUACCUUAAGUUAGCACAGAUGGAAGUUAAAAGAAAGACGUUUAGCAAACUGUUAAAGCACACAAACCAUCAUCAUAUGAGAGAUCCGACGCUAUGACUCUCCACAAGUUGUCCUUCAGGUCGUUAUCUUUGUUAUGUUUGUGUCUUUUAUCAAAAUGCACUCUGUUCUCCGACACGUAAACAAUCAGCUGGUUGGAUACGUUGGAUAAACCCGUGAAUCAGAUGUUGCAAUAAUACGCAAUCUGAUUGGUCAGAAGUGGACACACAGUAUGCAAAAUGUAUGUUUUGACGUAUGAAAACGUCACUGAUGUGAACGCUUGUAUUGACAGGAUACGGGUUCCAAAAAAAAUAUUGGCGUCCGACAAAAACGGUCUCGGUGUGUAAGGACCUUAAGGCUAAUACUGUAUGAAUUUUUUCCCCCAAGGUUGCACAUUAUAAAUUACUUAAUUCCUGCUUGCACAACAAAAAUAUCAUGGGAGGGCCAGUGCAGACUAGAAAUACUCACCCGAAAAUGUGACAAAACCAAGUAAUGACUUCUGUGACUGUUGUGAAUCUUAAUUGGAACGUCAACGUUUACAACAGCAAAGUCAAAAAGCUUCUGAAGGGCCAUCAGCGUCUACAAUGCAAACACAUAAUGUCUGUGGGUCCCUUUGUGCCUUUUUAAUUAUUAUUAUUUUAGUCUUAGAACUCUGGUUUGCAUAGCACGAGUUGAAACUUUGAAGUCUCAAAUCUGAACCCAGAUUAUCCUGAUGAUGUAAUCAGGAUUGUAUGUUUCACACUUUAAGGGCUCAUUACUCCCCAGUUUUCACAGGCUAAACAGCAGACUGCUCUGUGUGUGGAGUUAUCUGGUCUUAAUGUGUCGAAAAAGUGGAGAUCCUCUUUAAAACCACCACAACCUGAUGGACAUAGGCACUGUGUGAGUAAGCUCAAUCUGAUUUUGAUACAUUUUUUAGAGGUUUAAAUGAUUUCACACACACUGAACUAGUUCUGGUAUAACUUGGACUUGUUUUGGGUCAUUAUCUUGCUGUAGGAUGAACCCCUGACCAACUAGGUGCAUACCAAAGGGUACUGCAUGGUGCUGCAGGAUGCUGUGGUAGCCAUUUUGGUUAAGGGUGCCUUUCACGCUGUACAAGUCACUGACCCUGGAUCCAAUAAAACAGCCCCAGACCAUCACAAAAAUCCUGUGUGAUGAACCAAAGAUUCCAAACUUUGAUUCAUCAGUCCAUAACACCUUCUUCCAGUCUUCAGUAGUCCAUUGGCAGUGUUUCAUGGCCCAGGCAAACCUCUUUUUCUUAUUCUGAAGUCUCAGCAAUGGUUUUCUUGCGGCAACUAGACCCAUGAAACCUGCAACUCAAGGUCUUAUCUUCACAGUUGAAACUGAGACUUGCUCACUGCGACCACUAUUAAGCUGUGCUUAAAGCUGUUGUCCUGUGAGCCACUUAUCACGCAAGCUGUUGACUCUCAGAAACUUAACUUCAGAUGCUGCUGUGGCUUUAAGUGUGCCAGACCUCUGCCUAUCAGCAUUUCCAACAGUUUCUGAGUGCCUUUUGAUGGUAAAGGAAACUGUACUCACUGACACUUUGACUUUCUUGGCAAUUUCUCUGGAGGAAAGACCUACAUUUUUAAGUGUUAUGAUGGUCUGUCUCUCUUUUAUCGUUAAUAACUGUCCCUCGCCAUUCUUAUGGUAACACACUAGUUUCUGCAGUACACUCCUGUCUAAACAAUGCUCACAACGGUAUGGUACCACAGUGUGUUCCAACACUACUUUCAUGCAGACAGAGGGGGUUGUAAGUGAUCAAGAAAAGUUGGGACACCUGUAGAAAUUGGGAGCACCAACUUUUAAGGCUUGAUCAACCUCCAUUGCUGCAGAACUGCUUUAAAUUGUUAGCCCAUUUCUUGUUCCCUGAAAAAGUCCUUUUUGUAUAAUUCUUAAAUGUAACAUUAUAUUUCAGCUUUGGUUAACCUUACCUUUUUUUAUUUACCUCUGGCAGUUCACCACUAACCUUUGUAACCUUUUAAAGCUGUUCAUUGGACUUGAACUGAGCUGAAUUUCAAUUUUAAAAAAAAAGGAAAAAUUGGGGUGUUUACAAACUUUUGACCAGUAGUGUAUGUCAGUGGAUUUAAAAUAGUUUUGAAGGUUUCUAAAAUAGAUAAUCUAAAGAAAAGGGCCCUUUUAAGACUCAAGAAUUAGUGUAAGGAGCUUUUUGGACAAGCAAUUGUUAAUGUAAAACUAUAAGAGAACCUAUUUUUACUUUGUGCCUUUAAAUGUGUUUUAACAUUUGUAAAAUACUCUGCACCAUUACCUUAAGAUAAAAGCAAACAAGCUGUGUCAGGAGUUUGUAACAAGGCAGGAAGUUUUAACAAAGAUCUUUCAAUUCUCUUGAUUGCUGACUAUCUGCUCAAUGUUAAGGGCCACCAGCGCACGCCAAGACGCCACUGGAAUGGACAUCACCAGCCGCUGUACCCUGGGGGACCCCAACAAGCUCCCUGAAGGGGUCCCCCAGCCCGCGCGCAUGCCCUAUGUCUCCGACAAACACCCUCGGCAGACCCUAGAGGUUAUCAACCUGCUUCGAAAACACAGAGAGCUGUGUGAUGUGGUGCUGGUGGUGGGAGCCAAGAAGAUUUACGCUCACCGGGUGAUCCUUUCCGCCUGCAGCCCCUACUUCAGGUACUGAGAGAGUCAGCGUUGUAUUAGUGGCUGAUCUGAAAUAUAACAGGGACGUGAAUCUCCUGAAUUACCUGACCUAAUGAAGAGUUGAGUCAUAAGGAGCCAAAGAUCCAUGAGGAUAUUUGCUGGUGUCCAGCUGAAACUCAAUCUGCCAAUUUUAAAAUGCCACACUGUGAAUAUACUCUAAAGUUACAGUAUUUAUGCUAGCUGUUAGCAAUGUUGCCAAAGUCUUGUGGUAAUAUAUAACUAAAGAUAUGGAUAUCAUUAGCUAACCAUAUGAUUGGUGCAUACAGGGUUAGUAGCAGCAGAACAGCUCUCUGUCUUCUCCUUAUUCUGUUACCAAAACUUUAUUCAAUUCUUCAAUUUGCAGCUACAGGAUGGUUAAAAGUUAAAAAGAUCUGAAAAAGGCCUAAAUUGGCAGUGUCUGCACAUAUUGAGUCUCAUUCAUGAUAUGUUUGUGAAUAAAGGUUUUGCACAUAAGACUCAUGAACAUGGAGGAAAACUCUGAUUUGAUCGUAGGCAUGUGUGUAAGGUCAUGAAUGCUGAUUAAUCGUAAACCGCGACAGGGUGAUCCUGCUAUCCAUUAAUAAACAUAAAUCUCACAGAUAACACCAUUAAAGUUAUUCUAAAUAUCCCAUUUCACAUUUUAACUUAAUCUGAAUCUUAAAUCUGCUUAUGGUCAAAGUAUUUACUUAGAUGUGUAAUAUAUUGUUUUUUGUCCAUUGUGAACAUAACAGAUUGCAAUAUGAAUUAAAAGGGAUUUCUGAUAACUAAUAUCUGUAUGUAUUCUUCACUUACACAAACUCUAUGAGCUGUCAGGAGCAGUUGCAGAUUUUGUAAGUAGCUACAAACAAAUCAGAAUUACUAAAAUAUUGAUGAAUGUCAGGUCACCCAUAAAUGUAGGUCUCUGAACGGUUUACUCACAAAGUCAUUCUGCUUAAGUUUCAUGGGACCAAAUAAAAUGCAAGUCCAAUUGAAGUGAUUGAGACAAAACAACCACAUUGCUCUCUAAAACCGCAGUUAAGUUGUAAAGUGAAGCUGUGCUGAAGUUGUGCCUCCUGCGCUUUUUCAAUCAAUGUAUUUGGAUGAAUUGACUUCUCUUUGAUGUGGAUUAAUGCUAAAUGCACAAAAUAAAGAGUUCCCAUCUUAAAAAGAGUAAAUAUACAUCAGAGGGACCCACACCUAUAGUUUGUUCCUUUUGCAGGGUGGCAUUAGUUCAUGCUUUCUGUUGAAACUAACUCUGUACUAUCUGCCAAACAGAUAGAUUUUCGGAAAUAUGUGUUGUGAUUGGAAAAAAAUUGUAAGCCAUGCAUUUGUGCAGUUAAAAUGUUCAAGUUUUGUGUUUAUUUCCCUUCUUUGUUCUUUGCUAAUCACAUGCGUAAUACUAUCUUUUAAUAUUCAUACUCCCAUCAGAGCGAUGUUCACUGGAGAGCUGGCAGAGAGCAGACAGACUGAAGUGGUUAUCAGAGACAUUGAUGAGAGAGCUAUGGAACUGCUCAUUGACUUUGCCUACACCUCACAGGUAACUGCAGCACAGAUCUGUGUUUCUUUUAGAAUUCUUUGAAGGAAUCUAUGACAGGAUAUUCUCUACUAAAUCUUGGUCUCCCUACUUUACAUAAGAGGCGGUUCAAAGAGCAAAAUGUCUGAAUAUGAUGGGUGCAUGUGAAUGUGUCCGCAUUUUAGCAAGUACUAACGAGAGAGUGUUUACUUUUUUUUUUAAUUGGUUGUGAGAAAGGAAAUUAGCCUAAUCAACAAGCAAUGAUGUGGCUCACAUGCAGUGUUGCCAACCUAGUGACUUUGUUGCUAGAUUUAGUGACUUUUCAGACCCCACUAGUGACUUAAUUUUUAAAAAGCGCCUAGCGACAAAUCUAGCAACUUUUUCUGGAGUUUGGAGACUGACAUAAAAGCAGGUAUCGAUAAGUCUCGGUAAGUCUUCUCAACUGGUAGCGACUGUGCACGGAAAAUACACACACACACAUAUACAGACACCCAGAGGAAGACUCCUCCUCUGUUGACUGAAAAAUUAUACAAAUUAGGCGACUGCUUCUUUUAGCAACUUCUAGCGACUCUAAGGACAUCCACUGGUGACUUUUCCUUACUGCCAAGUUGGCAACACUGCUCACAUGCACAAACGUAACAUAAUUUAUUAAUGAAAUCAUAAUUUUUCACAAAGCUGUGUCAUAAUAAAUGUUUUUACAGUUAACUGAUGAUAACCAACAGUAAAACUAAAAGAAAAACUGAGCUUUAGGCUUUUUGUGUAAGCUAGCCACAGAUUACACAAAGGUCUGUUAUAGAAAAUGCAGUUAAUACGGUGCAGCUUUUAUAUACGUGGUGCAGAAGUUCCCAAAGUCAGGGACAUGAAAUAUAGAGUCAUGGAUGUAAAAUGCAAUUAAAGAACAGUUGUGAAUUUCUAGAUGAAACCAUGCAAAUGAUAAUAUCAACAAUUUUCUUCUUUUCUUUGGUGCCACAUGACCCUUGAGGUUAUCAUGACCCACUGAAGACACAAUCAGCUGCAGCAAGUUAAUUUACAGCAGCACAAAAAUUUGUUUGUUUUCUGCAGACCAGCUUGAUGAAACAUAGAAGUCUUAACACCAGUAUGACAAAUACAGGUCUAGGGUAUCCAAAGCUGAAGUCAAUUUCUACUUAUUUACUAAAAGCAGCCACAGGGUGCUACAGCAGAAUUGGAAAACACUGCAGAAAACAGAUUCUGCCUCCGUGCAACCUUUCUAAGCUUUACAACUCUGGCUGCAUGUGACGAGUCUCUGCUGUUCCAGGUGACGGUAGAGGAGGGAAACGUCCAGACCCUGCUCCCUGCCGCCUGUCUCCUCCAGCUGGCUGAGAUCCAGGAGGCCUGCUGUGAGUUCCUCAAGAGGCAGCUGGAUCCCUCGAACUGUCUUGGCAUCAGGGCCUUUGCAGACACACACUCCUGCCGUGAGCUGCUCCGCAUUGCAGACAAGUUCACCCAGCACAAUUUUCAAGAGGUAAGAGCAUGCAGAACAACAAAAAAGGCAACUCUGAAAUCUCUGGUGUCUUGUUAUUGUAGGAAGUUACCAAUAGAAAUGAUCGUUAGUAUGUUAACUGAAGCUGAAAACCCACAGGAUCCUUGUUGGGCAUGUUGUGUCCCGGCUCCAUCGGGCAGCACACCAUCGCCUGCUGGAAGCGUAUUUGGGGCGAGGGUAGGCACCUGCCGCCUUCAGGUGGGGGGACGGAUCCUGAGUGUUGUUUGUGCCAUUGCUCCAAACAGCAGCUUGGAGUAUCCACCCUUUUUGGAGUUCUUAGAAGAGGUGCUGGAGAGUGCUCCUUUAGGGGAUUCCCUUGUUCUGCUGGGGGACUUAAACGCCCAUGUUGGCAAUCACAGUGAGACCUGGAGGGGCGUGAUUGGGAGGAAAAGCCGCCCUGAUCUGAAACCAGAGUGUUGCUUUGUAACUGUUUUUUUGUGCUUUUCACAGAUUGUCCAUAACAAACACUAUGUUCAGACAUAAGGGUUUCCACAUGUGCACUCAGCGCCAGGACACCCUGGGUCGCAGUACACUUAUCAACUUUGUGAUUGUAUCACUGGACUUACGGCCACUUGUCUGAGACACUUGGUGAAGAGAGAGGCGAAGCUGUCAACUGUUCAUCUCUCGGCGUGGAGUUUGUGACCCAAUGGUGGGAGAGGAUGCCGGUCAGACCUGGCAAACCCACACGCAUUGCCAAGGUCUACUGGAAACAUCUAGCUGUGUCUCCCUUGAGAAGUAGUUUUAACUCCCACCUACAAGAGAGCUUCAACCAUGUCCCAGGGGAGGCGGGGGACAUUGAGUCAGUCUGGGCCAUGUUCUCUGCCUUAAUUAUGGAGACUGUCAUUGCGGUAAUACCCAAACCUGUUGGUGGCCACCCGCGGUGAGGGAUGCUGUCAAACUAAAAAAAAAGUCCUAUUGGGCCUUUUUGGCCUGUGAAACUCUGGAGGCAGCAGAUAGAUACUGGCAAGCCGAGUAGAAUGUAGCUUCGGUGGUUGCUGAGGCAAAAAUCCUGACAUGGGAGGAAUUUGGUGAGGCCAUGGAGAACAACUUCCAGUUGACUUUGAAGAGAUUCUGGACCACCAUCUAGUAUCUCAGGAGGGAGAAGAAGUGCACUGUCAACACUGUGUAUGGUGAGGAUGGUGCACUGCUGGCCUCGGUUUGGGACAUCUACCCAGAGUUCCUCAAGACCCUGGAUGUUAAGGGGCUGUAGUGGCUGACACAACUCUGCAACAAAGCUUGGGCACUGGGGGCAGUGCCUCUGGAUUGGCAGGCCGGGGUGGUAGUCCACCUUUUUAAGAAAGGGGAUCAGAGAGUGUGUUCCAACUGUAGGGGACUCACACUCCUAAGCCUCCCUGGUAAGGUCUAUUUAGAGGUCCUGGAAAGGGAGGGUAGUAGGAUAGUCAAACCUUGGAUCUAGGAGGAGCAAUGUGGUUUUGGUCCUGGCUGUGGAACUGUGGAUCAGCUUUUUACCCUUGGCGGGAUUCCUGAGGGUACGUAAGAGAUGCCCAACCAGUCCACAUGUGCUUUGUGGACUUGGAGAAGGCACUGGACCGUGUCCCUGUGGGAAUCUUUUGGGGGCUGCUCUUGGAGUAUGGGGUACCGUACAGAGUGAUAAAGGCUGUUUGACCUUAAGCUCUUGCUAAAUCGGUUCGCAACAUAAUGUGAAGCAGCUGGGAUGAAAAUCAGCACUUCCAAAUCCGAGUCAUGGUUCUCAGCCGGAAAAAGGUGUUGUUCCCUCUCUGGGUCAGAGAUGAGAUCUUGCCUCAAGUGGAGGAGUUCAAGUAUCUCAGGGUUUUGUUACGAAUGUGAGGGAAAAAUGGAGCGAGAGACAACAGACAGAUUGGUGAAGCAUCAGCAGUAAUGCAGAGACCGCACACAUCUGUCGUGGUAGAGAGGGAGCUGAGCUGAAAUGCAAAGCUCUUGAUAUACCAGUUGAUCGACAUUCCAACCCUCACAUAUGGUCACGAGCUGUGGGCAGUGGGUUAUAGAACAGGAUUGUAGGUAUAGGUGGCCUGAAAUGAGUUUCCUCUAUAGGGUGGCUGGGCGUUCCCUUAGAGAUAGGGUGAGAAGCUCAGUCAUCUGGGUGGGGGUCGGAGUAGAGCCGCUGCUCCUGCAUGAUGAGAGCAUCAGAUGAGGUGGCUUGGGCAUCAAACAAGGAUACCUCCUGGACGCCUUGCUGAUGAGGUGUUCAGGGUAAGUCCCACCAGUAGUAGACCACAGGAAAGAUCCAGGACACACUGGAGAGACUGUAUCUCUCAGCUAGCCUGGUAACACCUCUAGGAAGAGCUAGAUGCUGUGGUCAAGGAGAGGGAAAUUUGGGCUUUCCUGUUUAGGCUGCUGCCCCCACGACCUGACUCCAGAUAAGCGGUGGGGGAUGGAUAAAUGGAUGGAGUUUUAUUUUCGAAUUUGCCGGAUUGACUUUAUUCUGCUUACGCUUGACUUCCUGUCUGAUGCUAUCUCCUAUGUUGAGAUUGAUACCUGUUGGAACUGUAGAGUGUUGAAAAUGGGCUUGGUGUGUAUCUUUAGCAUUAACCUCAAUCGCAUGUAUGUAAUUUCAGUGGUACACCAUUGGAGUCGUUGUCAUGUUUUACUGGUACACUGCGUCACAGUGUUUGCAGCAAAACUCAUCCUUUUUCUGUUUAGAAUGGUCCCAUACAACACUUUGUCUUCCUUUCCUCAUAUCUUUUUUUACUUCUAUGGAAGCCCGCUGACGCUAUAUCACUUCCUUUUGUAAAAUGCAGUGGCAGCUGCUGGUCUUUUGAAGGAGGGGAAGCUCAUUUUUCUGGCCUACAUCAUAAUUGUGUUUGUUUAUUUAUAUAUAACAGAACAGUGUCGCCAAACACAACGGCAGUCGUUUUUAACAAAGACAAAAGUCACUGAGGAUCGGUAAAGUCUCCGGAGCAGUUAAGAACAACGGAAUGAAUAACUUGUAAAAUGCUCUGGUAGAUGUUUUAUUCUUCAAGAUCGCUGAUUCGUUUGUUUAGCUGUCAAUCAAAAAAAGAUUUUCGUCUCAGACAGCUCAUCCAAAAAUGGAUGCAGAAGCUCAGCGUCCGCGAGAAAGUUGGGACCGCCCUCUCGUAGUAGAACUCCAGAGACGCUGAGCGUCCGAUGGGCAGGACAAAGCCCAGCAUUUAUCCAAUGAGCGUCUAGUUUUGCUAGCUGAUAAGAAGAUGAAGGCUUUCUAGCGCGUAUUUAGUUAAUGAAAUGUACACACAGCAGUACGUAUUUCACCACUUUUUCUUUUUUUGGGGGGGGUGACAUUUUAAGGGAAGCUGAGCUUCCCUUGCAGUCUUAGAGCAAUCGCCACUGGUAAAAUGUCAAAAUCCUUCCCCACAGUAAUAGUCAACACACACACACACACACAAACACCCUGACUAGACAAAGAGGGUAUCCAAUCUGAUCAGCAGAGGUUGAUCAAAGCUGGAAAGCAGCUGGAGGAUGGAUGCACCCUGUAAACCUCUUUUUUGAUAACGUGAUCAACGUAAUUCUUAAUGAUCAAUUAAUCAAUCAUCGAUUAAUAAUGCCCAUUCCUUGUUGAUACUGUCUGUAGCCACAGUGCAGCGCAAUACUUUCCAAACAUCUAUGUUGGUAAAAAGUAAAACCAACGAUUAACUAUGUAUGGACAAACAGGCCUGUACAAUAACACCCCAUAAUGCAGUAUUAAGCCACCCUGAAUCACAUAAUAAUCUUGAUCAUCUUCUAAAGAAAAUCUCAGUCCUCUGUGCAGCCGGUUAAUCUCUUUAAAGUGUCGCUCCCAUAUAGGAGGGCACUUAAUGAAGUUUAAUUCUAUGACAGUUUUAAGAGAUAUAAAUGUAUAAUUUAGAAAAAUAUUUGGUACAGGGAAUUUUUAGGGUUACUAUCAUCAUCUUCUUACAUUAUUAAAAAGGGAAAAAAUUAAGGUAAAUAUUGUGGUUACACUCAAAAAAGAAAAUAAUACAUACAUCGUUUUUCCAUGCACAUUAAAAUGUAAUAUAGAUGGCUAUUGAAGCCACUGACAUGUUUAAGAGGGAUUUUUGAUGUUCAUAUUGGAGAAAAAGACAUACACUGGAUGAUGCUUUAGGUUUCAAAGCAGAGUAGAUGUUUCUGUUGGAAGUUGUAUUAGAUUAAAAUCAAAAUAGAAUUUACCUUUAACAAAAGUAGGUGACUGUUUAAAUAUGAUGUGCUGUUCUUGGAGAUUGGAAAAUGUGUUUUUAUUUAGAAAAGAUCUUUGUGGCUUCAGCCCAAUGAGAGUCGAUGCUGAUGUGAUGCUGAUUAUUUCUAAAUGCAGUUAAUGGGACUGACUACCUGUCUAGCCAGUAAUCAUCUGUUUUGAAUAGACAGUAAAGGCACACAUUUAAAAUUGAUCAACCAAUGGAAGCAGUUGUGCUGGCUUCCUGAUAACCUCCAGUUGUUUGUUGAAUCGGUCUCUAGAUUAUGAAAUAAUUCUGGCCAGUUUUUAAUCACAUCAUUUAUAUUCAACUUAAGAUCUUGUGUUUGAUCAUUUAGGAAUCAGCUGAUAUCAAGCUUAUCUGAGAUUUGGGUGUUGGAGAACCAAUAAUCAUUACAAGAUGUACAGAGGAUCGAAGAAAUUGUACUCUGUUCGUUUAAACUACAUUCUCACACAGUUGUCUUACCCUUUGCAGCUAUUUUUGUCGCAUUUAAAACAAGUAUUUGUGGAAUUCUUCUCCUGCAGACUUUAAUCAAGUCAAAGAGAUUAAAAAUGUUGUUUGUCAGCUCACGAGUCAAAAGGAACAGGAAACAAGCUUCAGGCAGUUUUAGUUCUGUGGCUUUCUUAGUAACCGACUCACUGCUGAUUUGUUGUUUUCCAUCUUUUUCUACAGGUGCUCUAAGGGGACUACACGCCAAGUCUUUUAAACAGAAAUUAAAAACUGACCAACUGGCUAGUCUAAGAUUAGAAAUGUUCCAAAACAGCCAAGAUUAAAUGUAACUUACCUAACAAAGCUAAAGACAGGUCACAGAGCCUGCAGGCUAAGGAUGCCAAAUGGUUCGCCAACUGUGGCUAAUACUAGCAGAGCGAGUGGCACAAGCCUUUGGUCCUCCCUGUGGGGUAAUAACCACAUGCCUCUACUGGUUACACAUCGCUCUAGUCAAGUCAUGCACAGUGAAAGGGACCAAAAAAACAAACAGUUUUUAUUUUAACAUCUAAGAUGGCUUGACUGAUUGGUGGUGUCCAUUCAGUAGCUGUCAAAUAGAGGCCAUAGACUGUAUGAUAAUAUGGUACAACAACCCUGGAAUUACAGCUGAACACCCAUGCUGUAUUGUGCCUUAUGUAAGACAUACCACAGUAAGGCAGACAAAGAAACUGGGAUGCACCAAUAAAUUGGCUGAGGUUUGACGCAGCUUCACACUGUUGUUGGUAAUGCUAAGUAGAUGGUUUUAAUGACUGAAGAGAGUAAAAUUUACCUUCCCUGUCUGUGUGACAGAGGUGCUGACUGACAGCUCUGCUUCCCGUCUCAGGUAAUGGAAAGUGAAGAGUUCAUGUUGCUGCCUGCCAACCAGUUGAUCGACAUCAUUUCCAGCGAUGAGCUCAACGUGCGGAGCGAGGAACAGGUUUUCAACGCAGUGAUGGCUUGGGUCAAAUACAGCAUUCAAGAACGCAGACCACAGCUACCCCAGGUGUGUAGCUGAAGAAUUACCAAACAACAAAAACUGACUGGUUCUGGUUAAGACGGGUAAUAUUGCUUAAAAACUACCAGAGACUGAUGUAGGUUUCUUCUGUUCUGUAGGUCCUGCAGCAUGUCCGUCUACCACUUCUCAGCCCAAAGUUCCUGGUGGGCACUGUCGGGUCGGAUCCUCUUAUUAAGAGUGAUGAAGAGUGCAGGUCUGUUUGCCAACCAUUACAGUGGAGUAUUUUUCAGUGGGAAAAUGUUACUGGUGCUGAGUUAGAUGCAGAAAUUUAGCAUAUUUCUGUAUUUAAAUUCUCAGACUUAGAAUAAUAUCAAUAUUAUAGAGAAGAGAAAGGUCUCCUUUAUGAUACAGAUAUAAUAGUAACCUUAAAUCACAUGCCUUUUUUCUAUUUCAGAGAUUUGGUUGAUGAAGCAAAGAAUUACCUGCUGCUGCCACAAGAGAGACCUUUGAUGCAGGGUCCCAGAACCCGACCACGGAAACCCAUCCGCUGUGGAGAAGUGUUAUUUGCAGGUCAUUACCUCAUGGCGUUAUUGAAAACUAGAGUUUCCCUCAUGGCAAAAUCGUAAUAUUCCUGAACACGUUGGAGAACACCAAGACUUUUUUCUAUGGUCCGGUUUCUGCCGUCUUGCUGACUAAAUGUCCAUGUUAUUAGUUGGUUUUAUAAUGAAACCAAAAAGGUAAAACUUUAAUUUUAGGGCAGCUCACUCGUGGCAAAAAUCAUUAUCACGAUUUGUUUGAUUGGCAUUGAGAUCACUAUUAUGAAAAACACUCAUGAUUAAUCUGCACCAAAUGCAUGAAAGCAACCUAAAAUCUCUUUAAAACUUAAAAUCUCAUGAUUCUUUUGAAAACAAUCUAAAAACAGUAGAAGAAAACUGCCUUUCUGUCUAACAGGAUGAUGUUUCCUUUUACAGUCACAUAGUGCUACUGAAAGGGACCGUUCAUCCAAGUGAUUUAAGACAUAAGAAGAAGAACCAUAUUUUAUUCCUGAAGGGAAAUUCAAUUGUCUUUUGUCUCAUUUGUCAUGCCUCUAAAAUUCAUCUACGAUUUAUAGAAGAGUUGUAAAGUCUGAUGGCUGUUGGUACAAAAGAUCUUCUGAAUCUUUCUGUCCUGCUGUGAAGAGAGAUGAGCCGUCCACCACCAUUGGCCCUUUGGUCCAUAAAGGUCUUAUGAAGAGGGUGACCCAUAUUCUUUAGUCUCCACUUUUCUCAGUGUAGAUCUCUCCACCACAUCCUCCACUGAGUCCAGCUUGAAUCCAACCACAGUGCCAGCCUUUUUCACCAGUUUGUUUAGACAUCUUGCAUCUUGUUUGAUGCUUCCUCCCCGGCAAAAUGCAGCAUAGAACAGAACACUGUAGACACCACAGACUGAUAAAACAUCUGCAGCAUCUUACUACAGAUGUCUAUUGAUCAGUCUUCUCAGGCAAAAGAGGCGGCUCUGCCCUCUUCUGGAGAUGAGGUCUAUAUUCUUAGACCAGUCCAACUUAUUAUCCAGAUGUACACCUAGGUAUUUAUAUGAUGUCACCACCUCGAUGUCCACUUCACAGGUGUUUCACUGGCUGAAGAGGGGGUUUGGAUCUGCAGAAGUGUAUUUACUAGUGUUGUUAAAAUUUGUAGAUGAUACAUGAUAAAAUCUGUGCAGCUACAACAUAUAAUUGCAAGCCUACUUUCCUAUGACGUAUGCAAUUAGAUCAGUUAUUACCACAGUAAACCAAUCAUAAUAGUGGAUUGCUGCAGAGGAUUUUCUUAGUAUUUCAGUUGCUAUCGUGGCAUGUAACAGAAAGAAGGCAAAUACAGGGAUCUGAUAAGAGCCUUCAGUGACUGGAGUCACAAAAACUGCCUCCUACUCAACACCUCAAAGACAAAAGAAAUGAUCAUACACUUCGGCAGAUCCAAACCCCCUCCUCAGUGAACACUUGUGGUGUGGACAUAAAUCUUUAGGUGUACACCUGGAUAAUACUUUAGACUGGUCUAAGAACGUAGACUUCUCUUCUUUUUUUUCUUCUUUUGCAGCAGUUUGUCUAUUAUCCUCUACUUGUCAUUGUCUGGCACAACAUAAUGUAAUGAUAAUGUAUUUACGGGGAAAUUACAGUUAUUAUUUGAGUCAUUGUUAUUAUAUUAGACAUGUCAUAACCUCUCUUUAUUAAGCUGAACUGGUAGUUAUAGUGGAGGAUUUUGUUGCCAUGAUGUAACCAGGUCAAAACCUUGUUAUUAGGGGACUAUGAAAAGAAGGGUUACCAAUCUGGAAACUAUUUGCAAAAAUCGACAAGAGUAAGAAUGAAAUGUGUUACCUGUGUGUGUGUGUGUGUGUGUGUGUGUGUGUGUGUGUGUGUGUGUGUGUGUGUGUGUGUGUGUGUGUGCGUGUGCGUGUGCGUGUGUGCAUUAAUUUUGUUUUAUUUUGUGCUUGUUUGAUGAUAUUUACUCCCCUCACACUACUCUUUGCCUGCUGUAGUUGGUGGUUGGUGCAGUGGUGAUGCCAUUUCCAGCGUGGAGCGUUAUGACCCUCAGACCAAUGAGUGGCGGAUGGUUGCCUCCAUGAGUAAGCGACGAUGUGGGGUUGGUGUCAGUGUUUUGGAUGACUUGCUGUACGCCGUGGGAGGCCAUGAUGGCUCAUCAUAUCUGAACUCAGUUGAGAGGUGUGACCUCGGGGUUGUUUCAUAGUGGAAGUUAUGGGUAUAUGUUAAGAAGUCAAGUGAGUGAAUUUCAUGUUUUUUUUCCGUCUCUCUUUUGCAGGUAUGAUCCUAAGACAAAUCAGUGGAGCAGUGAUGUGGCUCCUACAAGUACUUGUCGCACCAGUGUAGGAGUGGCAGUCCUCGGGGGAUAUCUGUAUGCUGUUGGCGGACAAGACGGGGUUUCCUGUCUCAACAUUGUUGAAAGGUAUUUGUCUUCUCUGUUCAGAUUUAAAAUUUCAUGUGCAAAUAUCUUGAGUAUGAAGUUAGCAGCUUCAUACUCUCCUCUGUUUGGUGUUUGGCCUAAACUAUGAGAAGGGAGAAGAAGAAAGCAGUGGAAAGCAGGUCUGAAAUGACCAUUUCAAGUGAACCAAAAAGCUUGGUUAUAUAAGAAACCCUCAAGUAGGCCUGGACGAUAUAGAAAGAAAGCAUAUCGAUAAAAAAUAAAUCAUAUUGAUCGAUAUCGAUAAUUAUCGAUAUAAUUAUUAUAAUUAUUUAACAUAUAUUUUAAUUGCAGCCCUGGAUGUUUUAUGCUAUUGCUUAAUGACCUACUUUUAAUAAAGAACACACAAGCACUGAAUUCAAAUUCAAACCUUUAUUCAACCACCUUUUUUAUUUUACCACAACUGAAAGUUUUUUAAAAAAGAACUAAAAAAAAAAGAAAUCAACUUAAGUGGCCUGAGUGACGUCAGUAAAUACUGACAAACAUAAAGACUAAAGUGACCAGAAAAUCUGAUAAAUAAAUAUUUAAAUAGUCUUUUGAUGAAAAUAAACAAAACAAACAAAUAUAUAAAUAAACAGAAUAGCUUUAGGUGGGAAUAGCAUACUACCAGUUUUAACUGUGUGGGAAACUGCCAACAGCCUGGUGUCUGAACACUGAAAUAUUUCUCCCGGGGUCGGGAGAUUUUUUUUUUUUUUAAAUUAUCAUGUGAUUGACUUAAUACACAAACUAAGCACGAGAAGCAGGACUUAUCCACGCCGGUGUUGUGUCGUAGAAUGCACCCCUGCCGAAUGCACCCCCUGCUAGUAGCCAUGAUCCAAAUACUCGCGUCUUUGUAAAAUAUGAGCUCAUUUGAACGUAUUUCCUCCGCACCCUUCUCACCUUUUAAACCCCUGACCCAUUUUCAUGCCUGAAGCGCUGUGUUUGAGAGAUACUUGCGGCCGGGCACUUCAUAUCGCGGGUCGAGAGUGGCUAGAAGCUGGUCGAAGCCAGGCUUUUCAGCGGUAGUUAUUGGCAGUAUGUCCCUCGCUAUGGAGCAUGUUACUGCAUGGGUGAUGUCCUUAUGCCGCUUGGACGCUUUGUCGUAUUUUGGCAAGAAACGAAGUCCAGUUUGGUCUGCUUCACUUGCUUUGUGCUGGUGCUGGCAGCGGUUCCAGAGGAUUCCUCCGACGACGACGUGGAGCCGCGGCGCGGCCGACACAGCUCGUACUCCUGCGGGUGCGAUCGGUUUAGAUGGUAAAACAAGUUGGUUGUGUUACCAGACUUGGUUUUUACUAAUUCUCUGCAAAUUUUGCAAACGACCGCUGUUCGCUUUUUGUCAGACUUCUAAAAACCAAAACAUUGCCAUGCUGGUGAACUACUGAAACCUUUUUUCGGGACAAUGUCCUCCGCUUCUCCUUGCUGUAUCAUUUUUUCUAAUACACGUGCUGUCUGUUGUGGUUUGAUAGGGGCUGGGCUUGGUGCCGUAGCGUACCUAGGUCUGCGUUUGUGAUUGGUUGGGAGGAAGUAAUGACUGUAGUAAAAGCUACAUGAUAGGCUAUGAUGAAAAAGAAAGGGAAACUGUGUUUUUCUAUCGAACUUUUUAUCGACCCGUUUUUUUUCUAUCGCACCACACGUCUAUCGAUCGAUAUAUAUUGUUAUCGAAUUAUCGUCCAGCACUACCCUCAAGGCUAUUUAUUUGCCUCAAGCUUGUCCUUGGAUCCAGACUAUGCAGAGUAUUGUGUUUUACACACUGUGUGCGAAAAUCUGGCCACAGAACUACUGUGAAGUGCACAAUCUGAACACCUUCACAUGCCUCAUUAACCUUCAUUCACCAGCUAUAAAACAAAACUCAAACACAACAAAUCAAAUUUAAAUCUCUACCUUAUUAGUUGAAUUAUUUGAAAAUUUGUGCACAGAGAGGCAGUGCAUUAUGCCAACCGACUGCUCUGAAACAGGGAGGGAAAAAGGAGACCAGUGGUACUCUAAUCAUAUACCAGUGUUUAUAGACAUGUAGCACAUAUCACUGUAUUUUUUAUUUGUUAUUAUAAAACUAAAGCUGUCCAGUAAUAUUCUGUGAGUCAUAGAGGAAGUACAUUAUUUUCAUUGCUAGUUCCAUGUUAACCUCCAUUUACAAAACCAGCACAAGCUGCAGAGUCUGCCAUUUCUUUCAGUGUGGUGAAGAUUUUCUUUAAACUUCAUUUUAAUCAACUUACAGGAGACUGAUGCUGAUAGGUUAUGUGUGCAGUAUGUUUUCACUCACGCAUACUACGCUCUGGCUGACCCUCAAUCCUCCUCUGCCAGUACAGGAGUCACAUUUUUAACAUCUUGUGGGACAGACGAUGACGUUACGCCAAAUUAAGUUUAGUUGUUUAAAAGUCAGCAGAAUGAUAUCUUCUGGCUUUUGUUGUAUACAUUUGACAGCCCAAUUGCCCUCAGAUCCCGCUUCUUCCUCUGUGCUGCUUUGCAGGGGUGUGUCCAGACUUUUUGACUAGGGUGGCAAACUGGAGCUCCGACAUAGGGGUGGCCAAACUAUGAGCAUGUACCCAUUGUCUUCACUAUCUGUUUUAAAUAACUAUCAUAAAAGAUAGUUAUUUAAACUAUCUGUUUAAAUAACUAUUAUAAAAGGGUCCUGUCUUUAAUUUUACAGUAACAAUGUUUUAUAAUUAGGUGUGCAUUAGCUAGUCUAAUGAACCUCAAAUAUAAUUUUAAGGUCUAGUACUAAGACAAGCCAAGAUAGCAGUAAAGCAGUAAUGGCUAAAAAAAUUAAGAUGACUUGAUUAAUUGCCCAAAUAAUGUAUAAAAUAAGAUAUUUGGUUAUUGCAGACCUAAUUGAUGGCAAAUCAACCACUGUGAUGUGAGAAAGAAAUAUGAUAUGGAUGGCCUCAGAAGCUAAGCUGUCUCUAUAUUGCACCAGAUUGCUGUUCAUGUUUCUCCAUUUUGCUUUAUAAGCCUGUGGAUUAUUUUAUAGUUGCUGACAUGAAAUUUUAAAGCUUAUACUGAUAGACUUGCUGCUUCUGUUGUAGAUAUGAUCCCAAGGAGAACAAAUGGACUCGUGUGGCCUCCAUGAGCACCAGGCGACUGGGUGUAGCAGUGGCUGUGUUGGGAGGUUUUCUAUACGCUGUAGGUGGCUCUGAUGGGACGUCGCCAUUAAAUACAGGUGCUGUACUGCAUAUUUAAAUAAAUUUAAUGUCACAGAAAUGUGUAAGAUCAAGAGUUACAAAUGAGAGAAACACACACAGCAUUGGCCUCUGUGCUAUUUCAUUUACUGUCAUCAUUUUCUGAUCUACCAUUAUUCAAAUUUUUACUUUUUUUUAACUUGGUCUUUCUCUUUUUCCCAGUGGAACGCUACAACCCUCAAGAGAACCGCUGGCACACGGUAUCUCCUAUGGGAACCAGGAGAAAGCACCUAGGGUGUGCAGUCUACCAGGACAUGAUCUACUCUGUAGGAGGGAGGGAUGACACCACAGAGCUCAGCAGUGCAGAGCGAUACAACCCCAGGACCAACCAAUGGUCCCCUGUAGUGGCCAUGACCUCCAGACGAAGUGGGGUGAGUAUGUGUGUGUGUGUUGAGUUCAGUUUUUAGGCCCCAUGUAUGUAUUGUAUGUAUGUAUAUAUAUAUAUAUAUAUAUAUAUAAGUGUAAGUUUGUAUCUGUGUGUGUAGGUGGGCUUGGCUGUAGUCAAUGGUCAGCUGAUGGCAGUAGGAGGCUUUGAUGGGACGACGUAUCUCAAAACUAUAGAAGUCUAUGACCCAGACGCCAACACGUGGAGGUGAGUGCAGCUUAAACGUGCAUUUAAAUCCUGCCCCAACCCUUUUAUCCAAACGUCUGAAAUGAGCAUGUAUUUUUCAUAAAUUUGUAAACUUGAUGCCUGUCAACUCAGCCCUUUUAAUGUGAAAAUGCUGGUUGACUCGGAGUGCUCAGCGAGCUACUGUUUUCUGCCAACUCUGCCGUGUAAUUCAGCAAAAUUUUGAGAGACUCAGACCCAAGCUUUAGUUCUCGUUUAAGUCUAUGCUCUACUGAGAAAUUUUUCUGCAAGCCAUCAAAAUGUCUAUUUGAUUUUGCUCUAUAUGCAGACACAACACACGCUCUUUAGCGGGAUCAUUUAGCAUUUAGCGUUCAGUGUUCAGUGGUCUCUGGUUGGUGAUCCUUACAGAUUGCAGUGUUUGGUGAACUGCUGAUGUAUUUUAAUUCAGAAAGAUCCAGAGAUGCUGUUAUUGGCAAUAGUCAGUCCUUACAGCAAGCAGGUUUCUUGGUUUGUUCAAAGUUUGCUCACCUGUUCCACCAGGUAACUGAAGAUCUCUCCUGUUCCCUAAUUCCAGUCGAAGUUUCUCUGCUUUUUACUUAGACUUAGAUCAGAGUCUAAAAUAAGUGGCAAAGUCUGCUCUGUCUGCUGAAAGUGAGCAAUUUAUCUUGAAGGGGGUCAAGACCUCUGGUGUCCAUUGCAGCUCAUACUCUUACGAGCGACAUGAAACUAAAACAGCCUCACUUCAAAAGUGAUGGAAAAACCCUUUAAAUCUUCAGAUCACCCAGGCCAACGAAAUAUGUAAACAUAAGAGCCCAACUAUAAAUUUACUAGAUUUAUAGUCAACAUCAGGAUAAAUCUGGUGAUUUAAAUCGUAGAUUGGCCCAGACUGCUCACGCCCACAUUACUCAUCAUCUAGAGCCUCUCUCAGCAAAUAUUUCUGACAACUGCAAAAAUCAUCAUUUUAGACAACAACCGCAAUCUGGAGAAGCCCUUCAAUUCAUUGGUUCAAUCAUGUUAUUAUCAUGUUAUCAUGUUUUUAGAAGACUUUCCAAAAUCAGUCACUCACUUCGCAGAAAACACUUCGAAACAGUCAUAUGUGCCUUCAUCUCCUCCUACCUGGACUUCUGUAAUUCCCUGUAUUCCUGUCUAUCACAGCAGAGCCUAAAUAAACUACAAUGUCAGCCAGACUCCUGACUAAAACAAAACAGAGAGAGCAUAUUAUCUCUAUUUUAGCCUUCCUCCACUGGCCUCUAGUUCAUUUUAGAGUUGAUCUUAAUGAGAACUUUUAAAACACUGUUCAGACUUGCCCUUAAGCACAUCACUGAUCUCUCACACCUUACAAACCUGGUUGUACCCUGAGGUCUUCAGCCAAGGGUCUGCUGACUCUUCCUCAGUCAAGGCUAAGGACCAAGGGGGACUGUUUUUUUCUGUCAGGGCCCCUGCUCUUUGGGACAAACUGCCUGAGGGGAUCAGAUUGGAAAAUUCCUUAUCCUCUUUCAAAACUCGAUUAAAAACUCAGAAAGUGUGCUUUGAAUGGACAUCAUAACUUUUAACUUAGUAUUUAACCAUUAAUUAAGUCUUAACUCAUUUUAUUUAGUUUUAACUUACUUUAUUUAUUAUUAUCAUAAUUAUUUUUACCUUAUUUAAAAAAAAAACACACACAGUUUAGUUUUCCUCUUUUUUUGAAUUCAAAAUCAUCCCUGUUGACUGACUGUUUUGGAGAUUGUAUUGAUGUCUGCUGCUGUAUGUUCUACUUCUGUUUCUAUUCUUUGAAGCACUUUGUCACUCUGUGUUGAAAAGAGCUGUAUAUAAAAAGUUGUUAAUAUUAUUCUUAUUACUAUUAAUAAAUAAAGCAUAUUGAAAUGAUAAACAUGAUUUAUGUCGGUCCAUGGGCUGCUGCAUCCAUAAAAGUAAGCUCAUGUCUCUGGAAAAGUUAUUGAUGAUAUAGAUGUUAUUAUGACAGCCUUGAUUUUCUCCUUUUGUAUUUCUUACCAAAUGUAAACUUUGUUCCAUCUCCUCCCUCUCUAGGUUGUACGGAGGAAUGAACUAUCGCAGACUAGGUGGCGGCGUGGGUGUCAUUAAAAUGACUCACUGUGAAUCCCACAUUUGGUAACACUAACUCUCCCCCCACUCGCAUACAUGCAGUUGUUCUUCUCAUCACAUUACAGCGGAUGCCUGUGUUCACCAACUCUUGUGCCUCCUAAAGAGACGCUGGGAUUCAUGCAGGGGUGAGAGAAAUGUCGGGGGAGAUGAGAUGGAAAAGCGAAUAAACUUUGAAUCUAGUUCGUCCCCAACCUGCUCUGAGGUCAUCAACUUUAGAGUAACCUGAUUUUCCUCAUUGAUCAACCACGGUCGCCAUGAAGUGCACUGAGAGCUGAAGUCCAUCAAGUACAAUUAAGCUUCCACUUUGGACUGGAUAGUCCUCCUCCUGUCACUACUCCUAAGUUCUUGUCCUCCAAACCUCUUGAUCUAGAACAUCUGAUUUGGUGUGUAAUUACUCUGCUGCAGGGGGAUAAGCUUGUGAAUCUGAGGUUUGAAAAGUGCAAAGACUUUGGGUCAUUAGGCAGAAGGUACUAAUCAGUUAUUCAAGCUGUGAAAGUCUUCUUCACCCUCUCCUUUCUAUGAAAGUGCCAGCCCGUUAUGAUCAGCACCUUCAAUGAGUCAAAAAUUUAAAAAAAUAUAAAAAGGCUGCAGACGCCCAUUUUUCUGGCUGUUCUGUGAGCUUGGUUAAUUCUCUUAAACACUGCACUGCAUAAUUCUUUUUCUGCAUUUUUUUAGUCCUCAAAGCAAACAUCCCAGCUGCUGUGGUUUUGUCCUGAUUUGUAGCCGAAAUAACAGAGGAAUAGAUAGGAACAAUACAAGAGAAAUGCUACCUAACAUCCUCCCCUGUUGCUGAAUGAGGCUCUGCUGCUGCACUUUACUGGAAUUUACAAUUACUAGUGUGCUAGAUUAGGUGUUCAAAGAUAUCGGGUCUAAUUUGCAUAGUUUGGUUAAGAGAUCUAUCAGUGUAGUGAACUAAACUCUCCUGACCCGGACAGAGAGUCAUCAAAUAUUGUUGGUAGCUUAACUUCUUGGUUCUGCAGAGAGUCCUGUAGGCCCUAGUUCGCUAGCCUGGCCGGGCCAUCCUGUUGCAUGAAUCACUUGAUGUUCCUUAACAUCAAGUGAUUCACGCAACAGGAUGGCCCGGCCAGGCUACUAGUUUGCUUCAUACUGUCUCAAAUCAUAACAUUUAAGUCAUAAUCCCAUCAUGAGAACAAACAAAUACAUAUCUAUCAUAUCUAUCUGUUUGGUCAGUUGUUCCCAUGUAUUAUUAUGGUGUUCCAGGUCGUAUAAACUUCAACAUCCUGACAAACUGGGGUCAUUUCACAGCUCACUAACUGGUUAGCGGCCUCACAGACUUAAGAGAGAUUACCAGGAGAGAAAUUGGGUCAUAUUUAAAAAAAUAAUAAUUAAAAUAUGUUUUAGGUAGCACAAAAACACAGCUAAUGUUAGCAUUCAUCAGCUUCCAAGAUCACAAUAACUCAUUUGGCAGAUGAAUACUUUGGAAAUGUUCAUGUUUAUUUUUGUUUCUGUCUGUUCUUACAUUACAUUAGGCCAGUCAACAGUGGCAUGUCGAGUACUGUACAGGGGGACAUCAGUGUUAAGGUUGAAGGAGUGAUCCUGUAAACAUAAGACUGUCGGGCUGUUGCUAUAGCAACCACAUUAUCGUUCUGCUGAAAGUGGCUAGUAUACAGGGCUGCUGUUGUAAGCAAACCAGUAGCCUGACCCUCAUCAUUUUAAGCCUCGAUCUGGGAUCAGAAACCCUGAAGAAGUCCUGAUGUUUGCCAAAGGGCUCAGAAAUAUUUUCUAACUUCAAAUAUGAUCUUAAAUCUCUCACGAUCAUCUCUGUCUUUAGUCUGUGUGGUUGCUCAUCAAUCUGUGAAAUGAUCACAGUAGGUCCGAAUAUUAAGGUUUGUACCACUUACCACCUGGAGCACCAUAUAAUACAUGAAAAUGGUAAACAAGUUUCCCACCCUGAGCGUCUCGCAGUCACAGAGAGAUGACCCCUGUGGGAAUAGGGUCUAUCUGUGUCCAGUUUUGCAGUCCUCAUGCCCAGUAGAUGUGCAUGUGGUUGUGUCUGUCCUACACAAUCUGCAACAGAAACUGUUUCAGACUCUUACUAAUAAAAUUUAAAAUUCAAACACAAUUAAAUUUAAUUUUUCAUCAGCACAACAGCUUUCCUAAAUCGUCUUCAGUACUUGGCCAUUUUUGCUGAAGUCUUUAAAUCUUUAAACACAUAAAAAACACAUUAAACACGACUUCAUGCAAACAAGAAGGAGUAAUACAUUUGAAUGUCACUUUAGCCAGCUGUGGACAAGCACACAUUUGGUGCCUAUGUGAGUGUUAGUAGCAGCAGGGCAGUGCCAUUCAUGUGGGAUUAGGUCAAAUUGAAAUACAGAGUGAUCAGAGAAGUAAAGGGAAAUGUUGCAUGUGCAUUGGUGAGCCUGACUCGUUUAGAUUUAAAUAGUUUUUGAUUAACAAUUGAGUCUUUAACACAGAUUCAUCAGACGUAAUCACGCAUUGAGACUUUUUUUGGUUGUGCACAUGAGAUAUGUUGACAAUCAGGAAAAUCUAGAGCACAAUCCCUACCUUCAUCAUGGCAACUUUAAAGUGGAAUAUUAUUUUAAAAAAGUGUCUCCUGAAAUAACUUAAGUGGAUCUAAUGCAUUGUGUCAUGAACAAUUAUGUCCAGCUAGCUGUGCAGAGCCUCAAUCCCGUAAUGCAAGCAGUGGUUUCAGAGUCACAUUCAAAUUUAACAAACUUUGUAAAUAUUGUAUUGCAGAGCUAAAGGAAGGUUCUUGAUUUUUACGCACUGAUCAUUACUGGCUGAUAGAUCUAAAGCAGCUUCGACAGCACCAAGGCCCACAUGCAGCUCAGAUGUGUCAGAGACCUUUGAGGACACCCUGAAGACAGUUUGGCAGUAUGUGAAGAAGACAAACCUGAAGUCGAAUUACUGCAGCUGAGGGAUUAUUUACAUACGCUUCUCUUUUUGCAUCAAAGUCCUUUCAAACUCUGAACCAGUAACAUGCCAGUCUACUGUCAGGAGUGUCAGUUUUCAAACAUGUUUUUUUGUUUUUAGACCCCCAAUUUAUUAUUAUUAAUCUUCAUCAUAUGAAACCCAGUGUAGUGGCACCACCUGCUGGAGGAUAGGCAAAGUGCAGCACUGACCAAGGUGCUCCUCUCUGCAGAUUUUCAAGUGUGCAGAUACAGUUUGAGCAGAUGAUGAAACAGUUUUGGAUGAAUCUUUUAAGAUUUUAUUGCACUGUGAUUGGAAACCUAUUUUAGAUUUUAACCUUUUUUUCCUUGUGGUAUUUUACAAUGGUUUUGAACUUUCCAGGUAUGGGAAAACAUGUAAAUCAUCAGAGGGGAAUCCGACAUUUCGGGCCUCAUACAGAGUGACAGAUCUCGUUCACAGAUGCAUCACAUCAUGACUCAAUUGAUUUGGGUCACACACGGUUCAUCUCUUUUCUGCACUUAAGAUUGUGUGUGAAAGAAAUGCAAUGACAUUACAGUGAAGGCAAGAAGAUGAUUUAAAGCUGCCUGAUUGUCUCACACAUUAAUGGGCACCUAGAUCCUAACAUAAAUAUUGUUACUGUUUAUUUUAGUCGUCAGUAGAUCAUCAUGAUACAGGUUUUUUUUUUUUUUACAUUUCUUUGUCUGCUCACACAGUUAUGCAAAAUGAUGUUUUGAAAAUGUCCAUGUUAUGGGUACUCACCUGAAAUGUUGACUUGAGUCAUUUCAUGCAGUUUUCUUUGAAGCUGAAACUGAAAAAUGUUUGUUUUCUUUAGGAAACCCUUCCUUUUUUUCAGACAGAAAUCUGUACUGCGAACUGAUGAAGUGUAGUCAACAAUAAUAAUAAUGCGUUUAAUGUUUAUGGAACUAGCAACCAAUGUUUGCUAGUUCCUCAAAACGGUCCCAAAAUAUAUGUUACUGUUUUUUCACUGCCAUAGACAUCCAGUUCAGUCUAAAAGUCCACACGUUACAGCCUCGGUUUUAGAUGAGUCAUGCUCCUGUGAAAUAGCUCUCUUUUGUGAACAAAGUUCCAUCAACUUUCAUUUUUAUCAUUUCACAAUGCUUAUUUCAUCCAAUAAGAUAAGAUAAACAGCUACAGUUCUUAUCCACCAAACUUGAGAGGAACUUUGGCACAUAGACCUCUGAUACUCUGGGAGGCAGAAACCAUCACACUGAAGUUAGCCUCUUAUUUGUAACUUCCAGUUUAAUUGUUAUGGGAAAGGUUGUGGAAACAUGGUCCUGAUCCAGAGCCAUAAUACCUAGUAUCUGUAUUUGUGAAACGCUCAUUCUCUUAAUGAGAGUGCCAGAAAGGGGGAUUUCACUGCUCUCUAGACUACAAAAAAACUGUGGUCCCUAUGAAUAAGUUGUGCCUUAAGUUAAGACGCAAAGUUCUCCCUAAACUUAAACUUAAAGCUCCAGUGAGGAGUUUUUUGGUGUUUAACAAAAUGACCGGUAGUCAUCUUGAGGCUUUUAUGUGAUAUCCCAAAGCAAACAAGACCAACAGCAAUUUUCAUGUGAAAUAUUCACAAUAAAUGACAUAUUUGAUUGUCAAAAGCCAGCGGGAAGAGAUUUUUUUUUUCAGAAGACACUACAUAAGCAUGUUAAGGGCAAGAGAGGCUAAGCCUGCUUUGUCCACAUGAAGCGCCAAAUCUGACACAAACCUCACAGGAGCUUCAAGUUGCACCACAGAGACCUAGCAGGCUGUUAAUGUCCAUCCUAACCAAAAUAUGGUUGCAGAUAUGUUUACCAUCCAAGAAGCCAAUCAGAGAAAAGCUUUUCUUUCUUACGGAGUGUUGAACUAUCUGGUCUGACUGCUUCUAAAAAAGCUAUGAGCUGAUAAUGCUGUUAUACCAUCAACUCCAGUCUUUCUGCUAGAGAUCAUCACUGCUGGGCAGAACCUCGUAUUUCCAUAUUUCCUCAAAUUCUUGUACAUUACUGCCAUCAGUCAUCUUUUACUCCAGUCAGUGAGCUUUUUCACAUUUUAUCCAAUAAAGGGAUUUGAAAGAAGCUUUUGACUGAAUUUCAGAAGUGUUGAGUUGUUUGUAAAACACACUUUUUUUGUAAUCUGCUGAAAUGUUGGGGUUUUGGAGAUGUGAGGUUUUUGCCUGAUAGCAGCAGUUUGUUAGUAUUUCUUAUAUCUAGACCGAUGUGUUCCUGUUUCAACUACAAUGUUCUUGCAGUCUUCCUCAGAAGAGUCAUGGGAUGUUGUGGCAGGAAGGUAUCUGUUGACAUUUUCCCUGUCUAGGAUAUUUGUCGUUGAAACAUGUUGAGGUAAAAAAGGAAAAAAAGAAACACUGGUCUAGAUAUAAGAAAUAGGAAUGUAUUAAUUACAUAGUCAAAUUAAACAAACAGUUUUGGACUACAAUAAUCUAGAUGAUUGAAGCGGCACUCUGUGCUAAAUAUAAUUUAUGGAAAAUGGCAGACCAGAGUUGGUUUACUGCUAAUGAAUACAUUUCAUCUCACACACACACACACACACACACACACACACAAAAAUGGAGAACCCUCUGUGUCUCCUCAUUCUCCAGGUUAUUCCACCUUUAUUCUUUUCUUUUUGAAUGAUGUGCAAUGACAACCUGCAAUCACAGAGGACUUUUUGACUAACUUCGGCUUAGAUUUAAACUGUCUCAGCUGGUGCAACACUGAAAAUGUUUUUAACGUUUAAACUCCACCUAAAGUCAGAACUAACAUUACCCUUGACAAAGUCUGAACUGCAUAGCUGGUUCACCCAGUGCAAGUUCUCAUUCAAGCAGUGAUAUUACCCUUUCUCUUACUUACUACAAAAAAAAAAAGUUCCACAACUCUAAAGCUGUGUUUGAAAGCAUCUGUAGCCUCUCAAAAAAAUUGCUACAAUCUGAAAAGUCUAGGCAUUAUGGUUUUUGUUGAGAUCAUGUACCUGUAACCUUUUCCAUAACAAUGAAUAAGAUGUCACCUUUAACGUAUUGAGAAAAAAUGCAGCCAUGGUUAUAAUUACACCUCAGUGGUUCUGAUUCUGUGGUGACUCUGAUGGUUGACUCUGACCCUAAAUUUUUGAAGCGAUCAAACAUUAAUUGUCCAUCCCUUGAGUUUGAAUCAGCUUGAUUUCUUGAGCUGAGUGGAGUGUCUUUGAAUCAUGUAAGCUACUAAAGAUGUGCAUUGUGAUAGUGAAACAGAGGUCAGUUACAUAUAAAGUGAAGUUUAAAAAUCUGGUUUUGGCAAGCGUCCACGCAGGACACGUCUAACGUAAGUGAAAGAUAAAUGUGAUCCCUUGUGUUUGGUUUAAUGUUUCAAACAGCAUCUGUCAGCAGUCGCUCUGGUCUCACCAUGCUCACUUUGACAAGGAUUAAAGUUUUUCCCUGGGAAAAAAAACAAAAACCACAGAAAAGAACUGUCUCGUUCUUUGAGAGAUCAGCUGGUAGAUCAACUCUAACAAUGUGAAGUAUCUUCUCUGCAGCAAAGUAUCACAGUUUUCACACAAUAUUACUAUUCAGCCCUGGAGCCAUGGCUAUGUACUAUCAAGGUUUUUGAUGUGGUGCAGCAAGUGUUUUUCUCUCACUAAAUCGAUUCUCAGUAACGUCAAGCAGAAAAGACCAAUAAACCCUUUCUUCCUUCAAUCAGAGGCUGUGUCUCAUUUCAGAGACCACAUCGUCGAACGGCACAUUCGAAGUGUGCGUGAUGUCAUCACGCAGCGCAAACGGUGUCCAAUUUGGCUCGAAAUGCUAAGCGCACUUCAAAUUCGUUCUGCUACCACAAUCAAAAACAUUAGAAAUAAGAAAGCUGACUCAAAAAUAAAAUUAAACAGUAAUAUUCCAGAAUGCAAUUUCAUUUUCUUCUUCAAGACUGCCCAUUCUGUGACUAAAUUAAAAAGAAAAAGCAAAACACAUUUAACAUUUAAUGUUCAAAACAUUCUCCAGCAAAAAAGGUAACAAAAUUCAAUUUGAAAUUCGAAAAUUCAAAAGCAUUAGCAGAAAUGCUUUUUCAUUUCAAAGUCAUGGCUGCAAUAUUUGACUCAAAAAUAAAAAUAAAAAGCAAUAUUCCAAAAUGCAUUUUCAUUUUCUUCUUCAAGACUGCUCAUUUUGUGACUAAAUUAAAAAGCAAAACCAAAUUCAGAAAUGCUUUUUCGUUUUCGUGCUCGCCCCACAAAAACUGUCUCAUAAUUCAAUCUGAGUUCGCAAUCUCAAGUGGCGCUGGAAAGUGACGUCACGGACCCCACUCGUUCUGGCCCCUUCUGGCUGAUAGGGGGCAGUGAAUCCGUGUAUCAUUCCUUCAAUUGAUAUUCAAUCAAGAAUCAAAAAACAGAACAUUGAAAUACGGUUCGUUUUCCCUUUUUCCCUUUUUGGAAUGAAAACAAAUGAAUGAAAAUUCAUUUGUUUUCCAAUAUUCCGUCAGUUUACAUAGAUCAACAUAGAUCAUUAGGUGCAUGGGUAGUACUCACAGUACCACAGGCGGUGUGAAAAUGUUUGUGGGAUGCGUUUAAAUACAGCAAGAGGUCAGGUGUCCUGUCCGUGUUACUUGUGUUAUCUCGUGACAGCCUAUACACCUCGCUUUUUGGUUGUAUUCAAUGUUUGUGUGGAUGUCUCCACAACUAUGAUCCACACUUUAAACAAGUAGAAACGAAACACUUCGUGUUAACGAAGAUAUAUUACAAAUACGUCCUCCUUUAAUGUGGAAAAGCGUCCGCUGUCACCACUCAUACUGAUCGCAGUCAGCGUGGAUAAAAUCAAACCGUGGAUGGCGACUAUCUGUUUCAGCGGACUAACGGACUUUAUACUCCUAAUUGUUCUCAUCACUGAUUGAUGGAUUUGGGAUAUUUUGCAAAUAAAGGGCCAUAAACACAGUGAGAAACAGACAAAAUGGUCAUAGAGAUGCCUUAAAAAUACAUGGCACAGAGGCAGAAUCACUGCAGUCUCUGUCCGUGUUAACCUGUGACUGUAAUCAGAUGUCAGCGGUGUGUCAGCUGUGCUGGUCCUUUUACUCACUCACUUACAGCAUGGAGACGUGGACUCUACACAUUUUAUCUAACUAACCUGUGACAACCUGUACACUAAUGCAGGAAUGAAAGUUGGAUGAGGUUCUUACUGUACCUGUAGGCUUUGUACAAGAGGAGCACGCCCAAGUUUGACAAGGUGCUGACUAAGGAUCAUUUGAACAAGAACAAUAAAGAAAGUUGCACACUCUUAUCUCCUCUG
Molecule: messenger RNA, 32841 nt
Organism: Xyrichtys novacula (pearly razorfish)
Lineage: Eukaryota; Metazoa; Chordata; Actinopteri; Labriformes; Labridae
Source: the annotation of a GenBank genome assembly